GGGUCCUACUCGUCUACUUAUCCUGGCUUCACAGCCCCAAAGCCCAGCAGGUGUUGGUACAGAAAUGAAAAGAAAUGCUGAGAAAUAAAACUUUUCUCUUCUAACUUGGAUAUUUAUCAUGGGUAUCGGGAAGUCUAAAAUAGAUCCCUGCCCUCUUUCUCUCCCUUUGGGUAAAAGCCACAGUGUGGAUACAAGUCAGAGACGACAUGAGUCGGAUUCUAAGAAAUCUGACAUCUCCCUGCAUGAUGUUGCUGAGCAGAGCUGCACAACAGAGAUGCCAGCGGGAGAGCUGGCGGGAGCUGCGGGCGUGGAUGGGAUGUCUGAAGAGGAGUCAGAAGAAGAGGUGUUCUUCAAAUUUGUGAUAUUGCACGCAGAGGAUGACACAGACGAAGCUCUCAGAGUCCAGGAUCUGCUCCAAAAUGACUUUGGCAUCAAACCUGGAAUCAUCUUUGCUGAGAUGCCAUGUGGCAGACAGCAUUUACAGAAUUUAGAUGAUGCUGUAAAUGGGUCUGCAUGGACCAUCUUAUUGUUGACUGAGAACUUUUUAAGGGAUACCUGGUGUAGGUUCCAGUUCUACACGUCCCUAAUGAACUCCGUUAACAGGCAGCACAAAUACAACUCUGUUAUACCCAUGCGGCCCCUGAACAACCCCCUCACCCGGGAAAGGACUCCCUUUGCCCUGCGAACCAUCAAUGCCCUGGAGGAAGAAAGCCGUGGCUUUCCCACACAAGUGGAAAGAAUUUUUCAGGAGUCUGUGUAUAAGACACAGCAAACUAUAUGGAAAGAGACAAGAAAAAUGGCACAAAGGGAAUUCAUUGCCUGAGGUGGAACACAGAACACGUGGCUGGCUCUCGACUUAUAAAACAAAUGAUUUAUCUUCACUUGAGAAAGUAACUUCCAGGAAAGGUUUAAAUAAAAGAGAUCCUAUUCUUAUAGGAAUCUAGAGAGCACAAGGGAGAUAAAUUUCUGCCAGACAAUCAAAGAAUUGUGGUACUUCUUGAAUUUUCAAUAAACUCGAGAAUGUCAGUUUCAA
Molecule: messenger RNA, 1033 nt
Organism: Eptesicus fuscus (big brown bat)
Lineage: Eukaryota; Metazoa; Chordata; Mammalia; Chiroptera; Vespertilionidae
Gene: TICAM2
Product: TIR domain containing adaptor molecule 2
Exons: 2
Coding region: 119-823 (234 amino acids)
Biological process (GO): positive regulation of cytokine production involved in inflammatory response; positive regulation of myeloid dendritic cell cytokine production; response to exogenous dsRNA
Molecular function (GO): protein kinase binding
Source: RefSeq, a predicted model, not a curated record